GUCUUCUACUCUAUCACCCUCUCAGUUGGGCUAUCUUUUGAUAAUGGAUAUUCUGCUUUCCAAAGUAAUAAAGACAAUGCAAACAUGGACAUGCAAAAUUCUUUGUUGAAAGAACAACUUAUUUCAGGCAAAAUCACCAAUAGAGCUUUCUCCAGCUAAAACUCAACUUAAGUCUUUUCUUAAACAUUUAUUUUUUGAUAGAAGGUCCUAAGGUAGAAAUGCAGGUCAAAUAUUAUGGGACAGAUGCUUCUGUAGAAUCCAGAUGUUUCUUCUGCCAAGUUGGAAUGGACAUGGAAGUUGAACCUCGGUGACCAGAGGGCAGGUUCCCCCCUCCCCAAUAGCUUCAGUUGACCAGCAGGUACUAUCAAAUAUGACCAUCCUGACCAUCAAUAUGAAUGAUAUGCACUGUUCAUACAUCAAGGAUUGUGUCAGGAGAAAAUAGAAAACAUGGUUUAAAAUGGGAACACCUGUAGAGAAGUCAAGGUUGUCUCCAUAAUGGACUGGAGAUAAAAAGCUGUCUCACUGAGGAUCUGUCCUCUAAAAAUAGUGUGAUGCCUUUGUACUAUAGUUAACAGUUAUGAAAAUAAUACCUGUAAGUCAGGUAUUGCCCCAUAGUCAUAUUGGGACACAGUUGUGAAAUAACAGUUUAAUUGGAAUUUCUUUGUUCGUUCAAUUUAUAUCCGAAUUACAGAAUUGGAAUUGAAAGCUAUAGCUACAGCUCCAUUCUGAAUGCCACUCAAGACAUAUUCUCCUAUUUUAAAAUAAAAGUCUCCAAUGAUAGUGACAAUCACUGGUAACUUGAAGGAAAUGCAUUAACACAAACUAGUUUCAUCACAGUCAUCUGCUUGAUCAAAAGUUGGACAUAAUCAGCUUUUAUUCAUUCUACUGCUUUUAGUAAUCCAUUUCUAUUGCCAAGUCUGUGCCUUCGCAUUCUGUUAAUGCCCUCAUUUCUCUCGGACUUCGAUAUGGAAUGGCUGUAAUAGAACCAGUGCUAAUGUCCAUACAGGAGCUACUAAGGCAGUAAUUCUCCCCUUUCCUUUCUAUGCUGUCAGUCAGCUUGGCUGACAGUCGUCAACUUUUCCGUCUAUCUGGUUCGACCCAGCUUUAUCCCGCCCCGAACUACAAUUCCCAUGAUGCUGUGCGACGCCACGCGUUAGCUUCCGGUGGCGCGUGGCUUCCGGCUCGGAUCGGAACCUGGAGUCCGGACUCGAUCCGGGUAUCAACAUUCCAAAAACAGAUACCAGAAAUGGCUGAAGAAGGUGGCGAUUUUAUAUGGUGUGAAGAUUGCAAUCAGUAUCAUGAUUCAGAAUGUCCAGAGCUGGGUCCUGUGGUGACAGUCAAAGACUCCUUUGUGUUAAGUAGAGCAAGAUCAUCUCUUCCUUCCAACUUGGAGAUCAGACAACAUGAAGAUGGGACUGAAGGUGUUUUUGCAAUAACUCAACUUGUGAAGCGUACCCAAUUUGGUCCCUUUGAAUCCAAGAGAGUUGCCAAACUAGAAAAGGAAUUAACAUUUCCACUGAAGGUUUUUCAGAAGGAGGGGUCUCCAGUCUAUUUUGAUACAUCUAAUGAAGACAACUGUAACUGGAUGAUGAUGGUGAGACCUGCCAGUCUAUAUGAGCAUCAAAACCUGACUGCUUUUCAACAUGAUAAUGACAUUUACUUCACUACCUCUCGGGACAUCCCACCGGGAACUGAGUUAAGAGUAUGGUAUGCAGCUUUCUACGCCAAAAAAAUGGAAAAGCCAGUUCUAAAGCAAUGCAUUGUCAAUGAACAUGGGCAGGGUCAUUUGGAGCAAGCUAAAACAGUUCCACAGAGCAAUCAAAAGGAUGUUCAUCUAGAGAAGGCUCUGGAAGUUACCCAUACCGAUCAACCCAUCACUAUCUGUGAAAGUGCCAAUUCCCAAGUGGAUAUGAAGAAAAAAACUCGACGGGGCAGGAAAGCCAAAGGAGCAAAAGUAGAAAUACCUCUUGUGAUUGUGGAUGAUAAAGAUUCUACUGCAGUGAACUCAGUGGACCAUGUGGCUGAAAUUAUCACUGAGGUCCCACCUGAUGACACAGCGAUUCCUUCAGCAGCAGAAGAUCAAAUUAUGGAGCUGAUGUUAACAAAGCUACCCAGUCCUGCAAACAACAUGAGUUCAUUAACAAAGUUUCCUCACCAUCAGAGCUCUGUAUCCCUUAAGAGAAGUUUAAUCCUUUCCAGCCGACACGGAAUUCGACGCAAGCUGAUCAAGCAGCUUGGGGAACACAAAAGGGUCUAUCAGUGUAGUAUCUGCAGUAAAAUGUUCCAAAAUAGUAGCAAUCUUAGCCGACACAUCCGCUCUCACGGUGACAAACUAUUCAAAUGUGAGGAAUGUGGGAAGCUUUUUAGUCGAAAAGAGAGUUUGAAGCAACAUGUUUCAUACAAACACAGUAGGAAUGAGGUUAACAGUGAAUAUAGAUACAGAUGCGCUACGUGUGAGAAAGCUUUUCGGAUAGAAAGCGCAUUAGAAUUCCACAACUGCAGGACAGAUGAUAAGACAUUUCAGUGUGAGAUGUGUUUCAGAUUCUUUUCUACAAACAGUAAUCUUUCAAAACAUAAAAAGAAACAUGGGGACAAGAAAUUUGCCUGUGAGAUUUGCAAUAAGCUAUUCUACCGAAAGGAUGUGAUGUUGGAUCAUCAGAGGCGGCACCUGGAAGGAGUGAGACGUGUUAAAAGAGAAGAAUUCGAGCACAAUGCAGAAAAUAUGGUUCGCUACAAGAAAGAGCCUUCCAGAUGCCCAGUAUGUGGAAAGAUUUUUUCGUGCAGGAGUAAUAUGAAUAAGCAUCUUUUGACCCAUGGAGAUAAGAAAUAUACAUGUGAGAUUUGUGGCCGUAAAUUUUUCAGAGUUGAUGUUCUGAGAGAUCAUAUUCAUGUUCAUUUUAAGGACAUAGCAAUAAUGGAUGACCACCAGAGAGAAGAAUUUAUUGGCAAAAUUGGAAUCUCUUCAGAAGAAAAUGAUGACAACUCAGAUGGAAGUGUGGAUUCUGAGCCCCACAAGUAUAGCUGCAAAAGGUGCCAGUUAACGUUUGGCCGAGGUAAAGAGUACUUGAAACAUAUCAUGGAAGUUCACAAAGAGAAGGGUUAUGGUUGUAGCAUCUGCAACAGGCGUUUUGCUUUGAAGGCAACUUACCAUGCUCAUAUGGUUAUUCAUCGGGAGAACUUACCAGACCCCAAUGUGCAAAAAUAUAUUCAUCCAUGUGAAAUCUGUGGAAGAAUUUUUAACAGCAUAGGAAAUUUAGAACGACAUAAACUUAUUCAUACAGGGGUGAAAAGUCAUGCUUGUGAACAAUGUGGCAAGUCAUUUGCAAGGAAGGACAUGUUAAAAGAACACAUGAGAGUCCAUGAUAACAUCCGAGAAUAUCUAUGUGCAGAAUGUGGUAAAGGAAUGAAAACAAAGCAUGCUUUGCGACACCACAUGAAGCUACAUAAAGGGAUAAAGGAGUACGAAUGUAUGGAAUGCCAUCGGAAAUUUGCACAGAAAGUCAACAUGCUUAAGCAUUAUAAAAGGCACACAGCAGGGAUCAAAGACUUCAUGUGUGAACUCUGCGGAAAGACCUUUAGUGAGAGGAACACAAUGGAAACCCAUAAACUAAUUCACACAGUGGGGAAGCAGUGGACAUGCUCAGUGUGUGAUAAAAAGUAUGUCACAGAUUACAUGCUUCAAAAACAUAUCCAGCUGACUCAUGAUAAAGUAGAAGCUCAGAAUUGUCAACUCUGUGGGACAAAAGUGUCUACUAGAGCUUCAAUGAGCCGUCACAUGAGAAGAAAACACCCAGAGGUUCUUUCAGUUAGGAUUGAUGACUUGGAGCAGCUGUCAGAGACCACAACUGUUGAUGCUUCAUCUAUAGGAAUUGUGCAGCCAGAUCUAGCUCUGGAACAAAGUGAAUUACCAGAAGGGAAGCAUACAAAGGCUCAUAAACGAGGUCAUAAACAGAAGCACAAACCUGGCGAAGAAGAGGAAACACAACUUCCUGAGGAUUCUGCCUUCACUGAAUAUACAGAAAAAGAAGUGGAAUUUACAGGAAAUGUAGGAGAUGAAACUAAUUCAGCAGUGCAAAGCCUUCAACAGGUGGUGGUGGCCCUUGGAGAUCCAAAUGUGUCAGCUCCUUCUAGUUCUGUUGGUUUGACCAAUAUUAGUGUUACUCCAAUCACCACAGCUGCUGGAACCCAAUUUACAAAUCUACAACCUGUAGCUGUAGGUCACCUUGCCACGCCUGAACGCCAAUUGCAGCUAGACAAUUCUAUUCUCACAGUGACAUUCGAUACAGUUACUGGUUCUGCCAUGUUGCAUGGCAACCGCCAAAAUGAUAUCCAGAUACAGUCACAGCCUGAGGCAACCAACCCCCCAUCAGUAGCUCAUUUUAUAAACCUAACAACUCUGGUGAACUCCAUUGCUCCACUAGGGAGCCAAAUAUCAGAACAGCAUCCCUUAACAUGGAGGGCAGUACCUCAAACUGAUGUCUUGCAGACUCAGGCCCAGCCAUCCCAACAGACAGGGCAACAGCAGGUUCAACCUGAACAGCAGCAGCAAAUGUACAGCUACUAACUUUUACUUGAAAGAAGGCAACCAACCUCUGAAUGGGUUUGCAGAAGCCUAUUGGACAUCAAACCUAAAUCAAUUGCUGGAAACCAAACACGGGGAAUAAAAGGCUUACACUAUGAGAUACAUGCUGAUGUUAACCCAGGAACUGGAAAUGCCAAGCCCUUUACAAUUUCACACUCUUAGAGAAAUCAUUGCUACUUUAGCAAAUUAUGUGUACUGUUAAUAAGCUGCAGGAAAUAGAUAUGAGGCAGGUUUUAGAAGAGUUAAGAUCAAUUAAGAGAUAGUGGUAAUAAAUAGUAAAUGCAAUUAUCCUGUUUUUAAAACAGCAGAGGAAGAACACUUCAAUGUAAAGCUAGGAUAUGCCUGCCUGGGAUACAAGAGCCUAACUGAGCAAAAAAAAAUACUUUUUUUUUAAAGUUUUGCUUUUGCUUCCAUAGACCAAUCCAUUGCAUCUAAUGGAAUAAAGUGGGUGGAAGUUGGGUGGAGAUAGUUUGUGAUGUGAUAUGUGCUUUGUUUCAUAUAUCAUUUCCAUUAUACUGAUGGAGAUACCACUCUACACAUAAGACAAUAUGGGGUGUUACCUGAAAUUAGAUAGUCUAAUGUUAAAGUAAUAUUUUAUGGUCUCUUACCUAGUAAAAUUAAAACCUGAAUCCAUCUCUUGAUCUAAAUCUGUAAUGAGGUAUAUAUUUAUAAAACUGCGUGCUAAUUAAAUAUAAUGCUUAUCUAAUAGAUGGAAAGCAGUUCUUCCCAUGGAAAUUGAUUUGCCAGUUGGUCAUUAAUUCAUCAAUUUGUCUGUUCUAUCAUGUCAUAAAUAUUUGGGUCCAGGUGGGUAAAAGGUCAUUUCUCCGUAUUACCCUUCAUAUUUCAUUCUGUGUUCCUGGCAGAUAUUUGCAAAUUGAGGAACCCUUUCCAAUCUGACAUCAUAUAUCCACUUGUAUCAUUCAUAGCAACUGAUAGGAGGGUUCUGCUUCUGGAACCAAAAAUGCAUAGCAGCUUAUUACCCGG
Messenger RNA from Thamnophis elegans (Western terrestrial garter snake), 5566 nucleotides. It is a transcript of the gene PRDM15, whose product is annotated as PR/SET domain 15. Lineage: Eukaryota; Metazoa; Chordata; Lepidosauria; Squamata; Natricidae. Gene Ontology annotation, biological process: negative regulation of transcription by RNA polymerase II; cell fate commitment. The record is from RefSeq and is a predicted model, not a curated record. Gene Ontology annotation, molecular function: histone deacetylase binding; DNA-binding transcription repressor activity, RNA polymerase II-specific; RNA polymerase II cis-regulatory region sequence-specific DNA binding. Gene Ontology annotation, cellular component: cytoplasm; nucleus. Bases 1043 to 4564 code for a protein of 1173 amino acids. The transcript is spliced from 23 exons.